This is a messenger RNA of Drosophila ananassae, 1455 nucleotides long. It is a transcript of the gene LS2, whose product is annotated as splicing factor U2AF 50 kDa subunit. Gene Ontology annotation, cellular component: commitment complex; nucleus; nuclear speck. NCBI's taxonomy places the organism in Eukaryota, Metazoa, Arthropoda, Insecta, Diptera, Drosophilidae. The transcript has a single exon. Gene Ontology annotation, molecular function: poly-pyrimidine tract binding; pre-mRNA 3'-splice site binding. Gene Ontology annotation, biological process: mRNA processing. The coding region runs from base 103 to 1407 and encodes 434 amino acids. The record is from RefSeq and is a predicted model, not a curated record.
CUUCCUUUUGCUUUCAAUUACUGUCCGGAAAUCACUUGGAAUUUCUACCCACCGGAUCCUAUCCCCUUCUGAGAUUCGAUUUUCGAGAACAUAUCGCAAGCCAUGGGUCGUCGCGGAGGGUCGGGGUAUGACCGUUCGCGAGAGCAGAGUUCCCGACCCCGCUCCAGGGCCCGGCCCACCCGCUCCAACUCGAUCUACAUGGACGGGGAGCGCAGGGGCCGUCGGCUGGGCCGGGCCGCCACCUCCUGGGACGUGCCGCCCGACGGCUACUCCCACCUGACGCCCCUGCAGUACAAGGCGAUGCAGGCCAGCGGCCAGAUAGCCUCGCGCAUCGUGCCGGACCAGCAGCCCACGGCGGAGUCGGCCGCCAUCGCGAUGGUCACCCGCCAGGCGCGGCGCCUCUACGUGGGCAACAUCCCCUUCGGCGUCACCGAGGAGGAGAUGAUGGGCUUCUUCAACCAGCAGCUGAUCGCCCUGGGCAGCAGCUCCCUCAAGACCGACGGCAAGGCGGUGCUGACCUGCCAGACCAACCUGGAGAAGAACUUCGCCUUCCUGGAGUUCCGCUCCAUGGACGAGGCCACCCAGGCCAUCAACUUCGACGGCAUCGUCUUCCGGGGCCAGACCCUCAAGAUCCGGCGGCCCCACGACUACCACCCGGUGGCCAGCAUCAGCUGCUCCGAGCCGGGCUUCGCCACCACCACGAUGACCUCGCCCCAGAUCGUGGUGAGCACGACGGGCCCCAACCACGUCAUCUCCACCCUGGUGCCGGACUCGCCCCAGAAGAUCUACAUCGGGGGGCUGCCGACGUGCCUCAACGAGACGCAGAUCAAGGAGCUGCUGCUCUCCUUUGGCCAGCUGAAGGGCUUCAACCUGGUCAAGGACGCGAACACCAGCCUGAGCAAGGGCUUCGCCUUCUUCGAGUACGUGGACCCGCUGGUGACCGAGCAGGCCAUCGCCGGGCUGAACGGCAUGCAGCUGGGCGACCGCAAGCUGGUGGUCCAGCGCUCCAUCGCCGGCGGCAGGAACUCGGGCGGGGUGCCGGCCACCGUCCUGCAGGUGCCCGGACUGACCGCCAUUCCGAACACGGAAUCGCCCACCGAGGUUCUCUGCCUGCUGAACAUGGUGCUGCCCGAGGAGCUGCUGGACGACGAGGAGUACGAGGACAUCCGCACGGACAUCCAGCAGGAGUGCGCCAAGUACGGGGACGUGCGCAGCCUCAAGAUCCCGCGGCCCAUCCCCAAGGGCGACUCCCCCAAGCGGGGCUGCGGCAAGGUGUUUGUCCAGUUCGAGUCCGUGGACGACUGCCAGAAGGCCAUGCGGGCCCUCAGCGGGCGCAAGUUCAGCGGUCGCAUUGUAAUGACCUCCUUCUCCGACCCGGACAAGUACCUGGCCGACGACUUUAAGUAAUAAACGGCGUAUCUUUAACUCUUUAAAGAGUAUCUGUAUCUCAACAAA